AUGUACUGGUUUGAUUCACGUCAAAUAACAGAUAAAAUAUAUAAAUGCGAUAAGGAGAUAUGCAUCACCCAUAUUGAAAUUGUAUAUCGCGAACGAUGGAUCUCUCAAUUGAUUCAACAAUUCAAAGACAAGUUUGAAAUAUCGAUUGGUUUUCAUCAAGAAGAAACUGAUGUUGAAAAAGUAGUGCGUCAAUUAGCUCAUGAUAAUAACAUUUGGACAUCAACAUUAUAUCAUCCUGAUGAUUUACCAUAUAAUAAUCCGAAAGCGUUUCCUGAUGUAUUUACACAAUUUCGAGUAACACUCGAUAAAAAAAGUAUUCGAGUACGAUGUUUGAUCAAUAUUUCUAAUACAUUUAAACCAUUAUCAGAUGAUUGUGUUAUAACAUCUAUACCAAGUUUAACAGAUUUUGGAUAUUCAAGUACGAUAGAUUAUUUACUUUUACUUAUUGUGAUUGUGCAUCCUAAUAGUGUAUUUUCAUUUAAAGGUGGUGAAUCAUUUGGACUUGCUCAUCUACAAGAAUAUGUUUGGGAAAAAAAUUUAGUUCUAUCUUACAAACAAACACGAAAUAGUUUGACUGAUUCAGAAAAUUCAACAAAAUUUUCUCCGUGGCUAUCGAAUGGAUCAUUAUCUUCUCGUAAAAUCUUUUUUGAAUUAAAAAGAUAUGAAAGUGAACAAGGUAUACCUGAUGCUGGAUAUUGA
Rotaria sp. Silwood1 is the source of this 699-nucleotide messenger RNA. The record is from the annotation of a GenBank genome assembly. Lineage: Eukaryota; Metazoa; Rotifera; Eurotatoria; Philodinida; Philodinidae.